AAAGUGACCACAAGGACCAUAAGGCACUAUUAGAGGUUUGUUGGCAAAAAUCUAGGAAUACACAACCUUUGCGCUAAGUUUGGAAUUCUUUCUUUUUCUAGUCGCAUGCAAAGACAACAACUCAAGAUGACUUGGAAACGGUUCCUCCCAUCUGCCAGAGGGGAGCGCCAGGUAAUCGCACCUGUGCGACUUCUUCUUCAUCGUCCGCAACUAUCCUGGCAAAACUUCCUUCCAGCUGCCAGUGCCACUUCGCGAAGGGUCCUUUGUUCUUCCUCUUCUUCAGUACCCUCAAAAAUACAUCAAGUCUCGCAAAGAACAAAACGGUUUUUCUCCGGCGAGUCGGCCAUUGCCGGCGCUGGCAUGGGGUGUGCAGUCGCGGAUUUGGGGAAUCAGCUCAAGUUUCACCAUUUGCACUUAUACGUGAACAGUUUAAAAAGCCUGGAAGAAUACAAGGCGGUGGAGGACAAGCUGAACAACUUUGUUUCUUCAGUAGGGAACGUGGAAAAGUUCAAGAAACAAACAGCAGUUGAGAAAAACGAAGAGCUGGAACAACUUUUGCGCGCCAUGUGGCGAUAUCAAAUGCAAAAGUGUCUGGGACUGAAAGAAUACAAGUUUGUCAUGCUUGUCUGGCAUGACUCGAGAAUCUGUGUUGCAUAGGCGCGAAAAGGCCCUCUUGCCUGUCAUGCAAAAACGCAGUUUGCCAUGCGGAAUACGUAGGACAUGGCAGCCAAAAAAUUUGUCAUGCAUAGCUGCGUAUUGCGGUGCGUCUACCAUUCACUUUUAGCAUUACAAGUUUCCAGACCCAGACACUUUUACAUUUCAUAGGCGAGAGAAGUACGAGCCCAAGGCCCCGGACGCGACGAAGUACGUCCCACACGGGCAGGAUAUGCAUUGCAAAAAUGUCUGGAUCUGGAAGGAUGUAACUUGUGAUGCUGUCUUUGGAUUCUAAAAAAAUCUGUACUGCCUGGCCAGCAAUAGGAGUCCAGUUUGGGCUACGCGGCGAGGCCAUUUGUCAUGCGGAACAGGCAUCAGGCAGCCCUCUAAAAGUCUGUAAUGCUGGGUCAUGCAUUACAGGAAUCAUGGGUCGUGCAAAACAUGCAUGACACACCUCGCAAUCUUCCAGACCCAGACAUAUUUGCAUUUCAUACAGGACGUGGUGAAGCAGAUGAUUAUGGGCGCGGGCUGGCGCAUUGCGGGGGUUCAUGAGGGACCGGAGUCGACGAGCUAUCAUGUAUUUCACAAUUCUUCAUCCUUGAUUUUUGCCACUUCAUUUCCAUGCUCUGCUUGUUACCUUUCGAAAUAACGCUUUGGCUUUCAAAACUUUGUAUUCGUCAAAAUUCACAGGUCGCUACCCACGAAAACCCGCGCGAGGGUGUUGCGGUGGUCGUUACCGCCGCGCACGAAAAGGCCUCCAGCGCCGACAGCAGCGGGACUGUGCUGGAUCACUUUCACCCGAAGAAUCUCAACCAGUAUUUCGAGGCCCACGGGUUCCGCCAGGGGUGCGCCGUUCUCGCGUUUCACUCGAACAGCGUCGACAAGCUAGCGGAGCGGUAUAAGGAGACCCACCCGGCGCUCGUGCGCGCGGGCUUUCCGAAGAGUUACGGCAGGACGAAAAUUUUGGAGGUGUACGCGUAUUACCAGAAGGACAGCACGAAUAAGCCGGAUCUGGGCACCGUCGUGCGGUUCGUGGAAGAGGAUCCGUAUCGGGAAAUUUUCCCGCUCCCCGGAAUGCAGCCGGUGAAAUACCAGCUGUCUGAUCCGGAGGUCUGUGCCGCGUACCCGGACCACUGGGUCUCCAACGUCUUCGAUCGGGAGCAGGUAACAAGAGAGUCCUCUGUGGAUUUUGUCAUGCACACCCGUACAAAUUAUGCGCUAGACUUCGUUAUGCUGUAGUUCUAGUUUCUUUAUGAAAAGAGUUGGAAAAAAAUCAAAUCCAAUGUCGCACUCGCACUCGUCCGUCACUUCAGGUCCUGAAAACCUUCGAGGACGUUUUCGGUUUCCAGCCAAAGGUGAACUUCAACGCGGGGGUAGUCGGUGCCGGCGAAGCGGUGAUUGAGUCCACCGUGACUGGAAAUGAGCCUAAGGUGGAGCUCAGCGACGAAAACCAGUGGUUCAAGAACCAGGACCAGAUCUACCUGCCGAUCAACAACGCGCUCUCCGAGCACGGACACGUCCAUCUCUACCUCGAACAGGUCGGCCAGGGCGUGCAGCAUUUCGCGUCAAGGGUGAAAAAUCUCCCGGACUUUAUCAGCCGCGCGAACCGGUUUCGGGAAGUAUUGAGAGGAAAAAUCCCCCCUCCCCAAAUUGAAAAGGUAUGUUUCCAAAAAUUUGUGUUGCGGAUUUGAGGUCACAAAUCACAUCUGUCUUGCAAGAAGACAAGGGCAGAAGCUUCCGCCCCAUUAUGGAAGCGAUUUGCCAUGCUGUCUGGCGUAAAGGGGGGCCGUUUGCCAUGCUGAACUACUAGACCCAUACGCCCCUACCUCCCCCCCUGGGGAUCUGGCCGCAGUGCCUCUGUGCAAUACAAAGCUGAUUUGUGGUCACAAAUCAGCAUCACAAAUUUCCGUUUUGAUAUGGGGAGGGGGGAUUUUUCAUUUUGAUAGGAAGUUACGGGAGAAGGCUUGGCGUUUCUGGAUAUUCCGAGAAGUUACUACGGUUUUCUGAGAGUAGAAGACUUCGAACAGUUCAAGUUUGACAGAGCGCAGGGGGAGAAAGUGCUCGAAGUCCUGCGAAAAGAGAACAUCGUCGACGAGCACAACGUGGUGGCACUCGACAUCGACAGGGAAGGUGUGGAAAGAGUGCUGAAGGAAGCGUCGGCAUCAUCAAUAGGAGACUUUAUUGCGGAGAACCAGCACAGCGACAUUGCGGACUUGGUUUGUCGCGGCAGAUACCGAAAUUUGUACGAUAUGAUGCUGGACACGCUGAACGAAGAGGAAUACUUGAACAUCGUGAAGAACAAAAUUCUCGUGGACAUCCAGGGCAAAGACAUCUUGCUCCAGAUUUUCUCCAAGCCCGUUCUCAUGGCCGAGCCCGGCCAGCAAGCGCCGUUUUUCGAAUUCAUACAGCGGGUGUGUGACAAGGAGAAAGCGACGCUGAGCCCCGGUUGUGGCGGGUUCGGAAUCAGGAACUUCUUGACCCUCUUUUUAUCGAUUGAAGUUUCCAACUUCAUGGAUCUGUACGAAAAAGCGGUGAAGGAGAAGGAUGAAUUGGGAAUGAAAAUAGCGAAACAGGCGGUCGCGAUCUUCACGUCGCAACUGCACGCAAGUAACCCGGUGUUGACGAAAAUUUCUGACGCUCUGGAGAAGCAGACACAGUGCAUCAACGCUCUGCAGGAAAUGGAUGCGAGUAGUAAAGACUAUGAGGAAAAGAAGAAGGAAAUACAGUUUUGGGAGGACGAAAAGAAUAUCAACUGUAAAAAUGUCUGGGUCUGGAAGAAUUCAACUUGUCAUGCUGAUUUUAGAUUUAAAAAAAUCUGUAUUGCAUGAGCAGCAAAGAGAGUCCAGGUUUUGCUACACGGAAAGAGCAUUUGUCAUGCGGUAUAGGCAUCAGGAAGUCCUCACAAAAUCUGUCACGCUAGAGCAUGCAUCACAGACAUCAGGAGUCAUGCAAAAUGUGCAUGACAAACCUGGCAAUCUUCCAGACCCAGACAUUUUUACAUUUGAUAAAGAACCAGAUCCAGGACAUCCUGAAGACCAUCGGGGAAGAUCACAAACAGCAGAUGGCUGCAUUGAUGGCCACCCGGAAGAACGGAGCAGAAGGUGGAAGCAAGGUAGGAGCCGCGGCAUAAGUGAUGUUGGUGUAGAUUCAGACCGGGUGUAGUGUCCUCUUUCUCGUCAAUCUCGACGGGGCGAACUAUGACGUCGAGUUCAUGAUUUUUUAGAACAUAGACCUUUUUGUUUUUCCCAUGAUUUGCUUUCUUGAUUUUUUGCUUAGUACCAAAAUAAAGUCAUGACUUUCAUCUUUUUCACGCCGGUCAAGCACAUUUUGCUUGGACUGUCAAUAUUAAGCUACUUUUUGUGCAUAUAAAGAACAGCUUUUCCUCUGUGGUUUUCCUUCUUUCCACUCCCACUGACCUCAAUUUGUGUAAGAUAGCAGGAACUCAUUUUCUCGGGAGCAGAUGCGCCCAUAAUAUUUGCGGAAUUUUUCAAACUCGAAGACUUCGUUGAAUGCAAUUACAGACCUAGUCUCAACUUUCUGCUACCACAAGAAACAGCUUGUUUGAGCAAGACCUUUCAUACAUUCUUAUGCCCGGGACAAAACAAGCCUCGCCUUGUAUACCACGAGUUUCUUGAAAAUUUUUGCAGAAGACAAGCGGAGUAAGUAC
Amoebophrya sp. A120 is the source of this 4321-nucleotide messenger RNA. NCBI's taxonomy places the organism in Eukaryota, Dinophyceae, Syndiniales, Amoebophryaceae. The record is from the annotation of a GenBank genome assembly.